CAAGAUUAAGAUUAAAAAAGCCAUCUUAAAUAUACGAACAUUUUAAAAAUUAUUCCGUAGUAUUUUUAGGGUUUUCAUAUGGGAGUUGGCUUUUAUACUUCCCCACCCUUACUACCACAAUCCCUUAUUGUAAUCUGAGAGAGAAAACGUCAGUAAACACCUGUGGGCAUAUCUGUUCGUCACAGUUCAACCAUUCCCCUUCGUUCUCUAGGGUUUUGUUCAGGUGGUUAACAUCGAGGUUGAGCAGAGAAGGGAUUGAUUGCAAAUCUCGAUACACAGUUCGGAAAGCUUAAUCCAUCAAUAAUGGAUAUCGAGGAGGAUAUCAAAGCGUUGCAGCUCGAUUCCGAGGAAAACGUAGAAGAGACAAAGCCCAAUGAUGUCGAGAAGUCUGAUGAAAAGGAUGAAGCCCCGAAGGAUGUGGAAAAUUCAAACUCUUCUGAAGUGAUUGUUGAGCAGAAAAGUUCUCCAGAAGUGAAAGAAAAAGAACCUGCACCUGAAGUUGUUGAAGAAGUGCAACAGAAUAAGAAACGGCAUUUGAAUGUUGUGUUCAUUGGCCAUGUUGAUGCUGGCAAGUCAACUACUGGAGGGCAAAUACUAUUUUUAAGUGGUCAAGUUGAUGAUCGUACUAUUCAGAAAUAUGAAAAAGAGGCUAAGGACAAAAGUAGGGAAAGCUGGUACAUGGCAUAUAUUAUGGACACAAAUGAAGAGGAGAGAUUAAAGGGCAAAACUGUUGAAGUUGGGAGAGCCCAUUUUGAAACAGAAACAACCAGAUUUACAAUUUUGGAUGCUCCGGGUCACAAAAGCUAUGUCCCCAACAUGAUUAGUGGAGCAUCCCAAGCUGAUAUAGGAGUACUGGUUAUAUCUGCCCGGAAAGGUGAAUUUGAAACUGGAUACGAAAAAGGUGGACAGACACGUGAACAUGUCCAGCUUGCAAAAACUCUUGGAGUCUCUAAGCUGCUUGUUGUUGUAAACAAAAUGGAUGAUCCUACUGUUAACUGGUCCAAAGAAAGGUAUGAUGAGAUCGAGUCAAAGAUGUUACCUUUCCUGAAAUCCUCGGGUUAUAACAUCAAGAAAGAUGUUCAGUUUCUUCCUAUUUCUGGACUUGUUGGUUCAAAUAUGAAGACCAGAGUGGACAAAAGUGUUUGUCCAUGGUGGAAUGGUCAAUGCCUUUUUGAAGCUCUUGAUGCUAUUGAAGUUCCCCUGCGUGAUCCCAACGGUCCAUUCAGGAUGCCUAUUAUCGACAAAUUUAAGGACAUGGGAACUGUUGUGAUGGGCAAAGUUGAAUCUGGAAGCAUACGUGAAGGGGACAAUAUGUUGAUUAUGCCAAACAAGGCUCAGGUGAAAGUUGUUGCGAUAUUCUGCGAUGAAGAUAAAGUAAGCCGUGCUGGACCUGGUGAAAACUUGCGAGUGCGUGUAUCUGGGAUUGAGGAAGAAGAUAUAUUAGGAGGAUUUGUUCUGAGUAGCUUAGCCAAACCAAUACCUGCAGUGUCAGAGUUUGAAGCCCAGCUGCAGAUUUUGGAGUUGCUGGAUAACGCUAUAUUUACAGCUGGUUACAAGGCUGUAUUGCACAUUCAUGCUGUUGUGGAGGAAUGUGAAAUUGUUGAGCUCAAGCAGCAGAUUGAUCCAAAGACCAGGAAACCCAUGAAAAAGAAACCACUUUUCGUAAAGAAUAAUGCCAUUGUGGUUUGUCGUGUUCAGGUAAAUAAUAUGAUAUGUGUUGAGCAGUUCAAAGAUUUUCCUCAACUUGGACGGUUUACUCUUCGAACAGAAGGCAAAACUGUUGCUGUUGGAAAAGUUACUGCUCUUCCAACUGUAGGUGAUAAUUAAACAAUUUUGUCACAAGGCUCAGAUUAGAGUGUAAAAUUUGAACAUACUGAGGCGGCGGCGGCAAGGAAGAGGCUUUUACCUGUACGACAAUACUUGCGAAUGUGGAAGGUCCACAGACUCGCAGAUGGUUUCUGGGAUUUGAUAAUGUAGUUAGUUAAAUGUGUAUUUUGGGGAGCUGUUGAUACAUAUGGAGAUAAGUUUAUUGAAACUGUGAAGUACCCCCUUUGGGGUCUGUGGCUUGUGAUCAAGCACAAGUAGCUUCUGACACCCCUUCUAAAGUAGUAGUCAACAUUUGAUUAUUGUUAUGAUUGGUUUUUGGGAGCUACAAUUUUCUUUAGUAAUUUACAUUUGAUAUGAGUGAUGACUUUCGCAGAUAAUAUUUUUCCAUUUUUCUCAAGGUUACAUAGCAAAUGUGUUCU
Messenger RNA from Oldenlandia corymbosa var. corymbosa, 2246 nucleotides. The record is from the annotation of a GenBank genome assembly. Lineage: Eukaryota; Viridiplantae; Streptophyta; Magnoliopsida; Gentianales; Rubiaceae.